AUGGUGGAGCCAAAGGUGGCUCUCAUCACGGGCAUCACUGGGCAGGACGGGUCCUACCUUGCAGAGCUGCUGCUCAAAAAGGGGUAUGCGGUGCACGGCGUCAUCCGCCGCUCAUCCUCCUUCAACACCCGCCGGAUCGAAGACCUGUACCAGGACCCGCACGUGGACACACGAAAGCUGUACCUGCACUACGGCGACCUGACCGACUCGACCAACUGCUUCGAGAUCGUCUCCUCCGUGAGGCCCGACGAGUUGUACAACCUCGGCGCCCAGUCGCACGUCAAGGUCUCGUUCGAGAUGUCAGAGUACACGGCUGACACAGACGGUCUCGGCACGCUGCGGCUGCUCAACGCGAUCCGCUCGUCGGGCCUCGCCGGGAAGACGCGCUUCUACCAGGCGUCCACCUCGGAGCUCUACGGCCUCGUGCAGGAGGUGCCCCAGCGCGAGACGACGCCCUUCUACCCGCGCUCGCCGUACGCCGCGGCCAAGCUGUACGCGUACUGGAUCGUCAACUACCGCGAGGCGUACGGGAUGCACGCGAGCAACGGCGCGAUGAGCCCGGAUCCUGUUCAACCACGAGUCACUCGCGCCGUGGCCAGGAUCCACAAGGGGCUGCAGCAGACACUGUACAUGGGCAACAUUGACGCGAAGCGCGACUGGGGCCACGCCCGCGACUACGUCGAGAUGAUGUGGAUGAUGAUGCAAAAGGACGAGCCGGACGACUACGUCGUGGCGACGGGAGUGACAAACACGGCGGCCAGCCCCCCGGUUCGCUACUUCAUCGAGCUCGCCUUUGCGGCGGCCCCUGUGGGCAUCACCAUCGAGUGGCAGGGCGAGGGCGUCGACGAGAUCGGCGUCGACGCGGCGGACAAGUCGCGCGUCCUGGUGCGGAUCGACCCGAAGUAUUUCCGGCCGACCGAGGUCGAGCUGCUGAUCGGAGACCCGGCCAAGGCCAAGGAGAAGCUCGGCUGGGUGCCCAAGAUCCCGAUGCAGGAGCUCUGCAAAGAGAUGGUUGCGUGCGACAUCGCCCUCGUCGAGAAGGGCGACCUCACAUCGUGA
This is a messenger RNA of Emiliania huxleyi CCMP1516, 1059 nucleotides long. RefSeq lists its product as hypothetical. The transcript is spliced from 10 exons. NCBI's taxonomy places the organism in Eukaryota, Haptophyta, Isochrysidales, Noelaerhabdaceae. Gene Ontology annotation, biological process: GDP-mannose metabolic process. Gene Ontology annotation, molecular function: GDP-mannose 4,6-dehydratase activity. The record is from RefSeq and is a predicted model, not a curated record. Bases 1 to 1059 code for a protein of 352 amino acids.